Patiria miniata (bat star) is the source of this 2051-nucleotide messenger RNA. RefSeq lists its product as uncharacterized. The transcript is spliced from 4 exons. The record is from RefSeq and is a predicted model, not a curated record. Gene Ontology annotation, cellular component: membrane. NCBI's taxonomy places the organism in Eukaryota, Metazoa, Echinodermata, Asteroidea, Valvatida, Asterinidae. Bases 127 to 1059 code for a protein of 310 amino acids.
AGUUCACCGAUAAAGCGAAGAGGUCUUUUGAUUGCACUACAGCCAUCAUUGGUGUGUGCUUUUGUUCAACAGGGAUACGCAUGAUGAGUACACAUCUUACGCAUUCAUUGUAUUUCUUCUACCACCAUGGACAGCAAGAAGCACAGCGUGUUGUUCAUCUGCAUGACUGUUGUAGUCCUGGCUAUGUUCAUCAUGACCAUGUUCGUUAACGCCCUGGCCGGAAUUGGAGAUAGCGUCGGUAUCGAGUGGUUUCUGAACAGCACCGGCGAUCUCUCUGACUACUACUACAUUGAGAUCACACCGGCCGGUUGGACCUUCUCCAUCUGGGCUUUCAUCUAUACCUACCAGGCGCUCUUCCUUCUCUACACGCUGACCGCCAUCUGCCGGCGCAACAAGACCGGUUACGUCUACCGUAGUCCUGCCGUUAUCACCCCGGUGAUGUUGGUGGUGUAUGCUACCAACCUGGCCCUCAAUGUCACCUGGCUCUUCCUGUUUGACCGACAGUACAUGCCGGUUGCUCUGGUAGUCAUUGCUCUUCUUCCCACCACACUGUGCAUCUUUCUGUUCAUGAACCACCGACUUGUGGAUCAGCACGGCUACGAUUUAGUCCAUACUUACAGGGGCGAGCUUAUAGCCAUCCGUGCAAUUAUCCAGAACGGCCUAGCCUUCUACGCAACCUGGGUGACCAUAGCCACACUCCUGAACCUGGCUAUCGUGCUGAGCUACUGGGGUGGGAUGGAGCAAUCCACAGCAUGUACCAUCUGUCUCUCGAUCCUACUCGUAGAGGUCCUGCUCUACUCGGUCCUUGAGAACAUCGUCUGGGACAAGUACCUUCGCUACACUUACACCGUCUGGCUGGUGGUCAUCUUUGCUCUGAUUGGAAGCAUCGCUCAGAACUGGAACGCAACCAAACCCAACUCCAUCUUUACGGCCGUCCUGUUGGGCCUGGCCUUCGCCUUGUUCCUGAUCAAGCUGGUGGUCAGCGUGUGGCGGACUUUCUCGAAGCCGCUCUACACUGCACGGGUUUCGCAGUCCAAAGAAGAGCUGGCUAUGGCUUAGGCUUGGUCUUCCCGAACCUCGGCUUCGUUCAGCUUCAGGGGAUUUCUGUUCUAAGGGGGUUAUUUCGGAAAGCAGGUCGAAGUUAAGAGUAUAUUGUGUGGCUCUAAUGUUUCUGAACGAUUCUAAUGACAUACAGACGAAACCGAAGCUGGAGAUAAAGCCUUAGUUUAGGAAAUGGCAAGAGAGUUACGUGCGCUUGCAAUCAGCCCGGGUAACUUGCGUCUUUAGUUAAUAAUAAUAACACCAACAAGACCACUCCCUCCGUGCCAUCCCAACCUUCCGAAUAGACGUGAUCACUGUUCACUUUAAUACGGAGGCCCAUUUAAUUGAGAAAGCAUCGUGUUACAGUAACACUGUUACUUUAUCCUGAACAAUAACUAACACAAUGCCAUCUUGGGGGCUUCCUUGAUAGAAUUGACAGCGUGACUAAUCACAUGCCCGGAUAUGUCUGCACUCUGCCAAUUAGCGCGCCUUUUUUCUAAUGCAUCAACCACCCCCCCCCCCCCCCCCCGCAAAAGAAUACACUGUCUUCUUGGUUAGACAGGACAAGAUUGAUUUUUGUUGUUUAAUGUUCUUUUUAUCUAGUCCUUCAUUCAUAAGCACUUCAAUAAAUAUCCAUUUAAUGUGGGUAUGUACCGGUGAUCAUGUCCAUAAUGCUUAAUUGUAUGUUAGUCACGGCUAAACUAAAGUUUGAUUCAUUUAAUAUGCAGUCAUUGUUAUUAUAACAUUUCACCACUUAAAUUUGAAAAUUGGGACUAAGCCACGUCUCGAAGAAGGCUGAAUUUGAGAAGAUGUACAAUGAAUUAUGAUUUUUCACCCUAUCAAAAAGCCUGACCGUCCUGCGACCGUUUGAAGUGUUUGCAUGCUAUCCGUAUUCCUGUCUCACACCCUGGAACUUAUAUCAAAUUAUUUGCCCCGAAAAGUGUCUUGUCAUUGGGGUUGAAAUUAUGACUUAAUCUUGGUGAUAAUUAAACCAAUGCACGAUUUUGGAA